AAGUCAGAGCUUCCUAACUUUUAAGUACAGCACUCUAUCCACCUUGCCAUCUACCUGCCCUUGGAAAUCGAUAAUACUUGGGAUGAAAUAUGAUUAACCACAUCCAAAUAAUUCAGUGUGACUUCAUGGUACUAGCAACACUGCUUCUAAGGAGGUACAAUAUGUUUUCCAUUACUGCUAAUGACAAGUUUAUAUGAUAGGACAUAGUUUAUAAGUGAAAGAAUGUUCAGAGAGAAGUAAUGAUUAGCUGAACAUGAUAUUUCUUACUGCCCACACUUUUCUUGCUGAGCAUGUCUUAGCCCUUUUCUUGGAUUCAUCAUGUCCCAACUCACAGACUCUUGAAACCUUACAUUGAGGGUCAUAGGUCUGACCUAUAGUAUUAUUUAUCUCCAGGAGAUGUCAGAAAAGAGUAACAGUUAAAUUCCAGACCUCUGACAUCAAUCUGACCUGAAAGCUCCUUGAAGAACAGUUUAGAAAAGUUACUGAGUCUAAAUUAGCCAGAACUGAAGAAAAUCUGUGCAUGAAAUGGACAGAGCCUUCCCAGGGUUGUAGCCAUAAGGGUGCAAUAAAUCAGUAAAUGCUACAGCAAGGAGUCACUUUAAAUCUGGCUUUAGACCAUUUGUAGACACAAGGAAAGAGGCAAAAGCCCUUUGAGCUCAUAUUUAUAAAACCUCAUUCCUUUAUCUUCUCUGGCUUUGCAUUUUUUUUUUUAUUUCCUCAUACCAUCAUCUUUGCUGUAUUAGGUACGAAUUUUGCUUUGAUGUUUCUCUGAAUGACCCCCAUUUACAUGAGGUAGCUUGCUUAAAUGAAGGUAUCCAUUUGUAUAGAAUGCAAUUAGUCCAGUGGAUCGAUAGAGGGAGUAGAGGAACAGAGAGAAAAAGAGAGGAGAAAAAUUUUGAGACUGACUGACUAUGUGCAUGCCAGCUGGGGAAAGGAGGAGUGGUUGCCUCUGACUGCUCCACCCUCACUUUGUGUCAGCAGGUAGAGAGAGUGAUUGCAGUCCCAGGGGAGGGAGUCCGAGAGCUAAUACAAACCACAGGCUUCCUCUAGGGAUUUUAUCCAGAAUUGCUUUUCUGGAAGGGAAGCCCUCGAUUCCUACCGAACUUUCCAAAUCCACUCCAUGAUUCAGAUUUACUGCUCCUCUGGGAUUUUUUUUUUUUUUUUUUUUUUUGGCAUUUGAUACUGUUAUCAGCCUGCUCUGGGUGAAUUUUUGUUGGUGUGUUUUACUACUCUGCCUUCUUCCUCUCAAGAUUUUUUGCUCUUCAGGGAAAAAAGAGGGACUUUUAUCUGGAAAAGAAUUUUCAGAAAUGAUUUUGGAUUGUCUUAAAUGCUUUAGAGUUCCUGGGGACUUUAGAUUUCAGCCUGGAGUAAGUUUUUUUCUUUGAUCUGGUUGGGAUUAUUUUUCCAGGCUGUGGAAUUUCACUCGUAUUUUACCUGCUUAGUGCUGGGCUCUCUGCAGUUUGGUUGUAGAGUAACAAGGUGGAAGAAUAAGCUGUACUUGGUUAAACUGUUGAAACAUUUUUUGUGAACAGGAUCUAUAAAAACAUAAUUGCAUUUGUUUCACCCCUGUGGAUUCCUGUGGGCCCGACAGCGCAACAGGUUUGCAGAUUUCUUUUAAAAUUACUUUUUCUCUGCCUCAUCAAAAGGCUUUACUUUUAACAGUUUCAUGUUUGAUUGCUGAUUUAUUUGGCUUUCCAAAAUUUAUGGAAACUUUUGAGUUUUUUAACUUGACCUCCAAAUACAGUAGAUGUGUCUGGGAGGUGAAUUUUUAUUUAUUUGGGGGUAUAUCAUUUUUAUUUUUAUUUAUAUUUGUAUGAAGCAAAGGUUUGAAUUUUCAAAAGUUCAUAGUUCUAGCAUAUAUAAAUCACUAUCAUUCAGGCCCAUUUUUGCUUUUCCUGGGUGUUCUGCUGAGAACCUGUGACUAACCUCCCUACUUCUUCCUUUCUUCCUCCUUCCCUCCCUCCUUCCCUCCUCCCCAAGGAAUUUGAAAACGUGUUGGGAAUAGCCUUUUGUUUCUCUUAUGAAUUUAGGGAAUUAUAGAUCAUAAGAUCAGCAUUUUAAAAUAAUUUCCAAAAAAAGUAUCUUGGUUACAUGAUAAAGUGUGCUAGGAGUUUCAUUUGGAAAAUGAAGCUCAAUUCCCCAAGACAGUGAGAAUAACUAGGAUUUGUGGAUUUGAAUUUGAGAAUAAAAUAAAACCGACCAUUUCAAAUGCAUGUCCAGUUUUCAAAGUUAUGUUUAAUCAGUGUUAUUCUAAAAAAGGUGACUUCACUUAAAAUGACCAUUGAAUUAUAAUGACAGAUUUUAGUACAGAAUAAAAAAAGAAUAAGAUGUCAAAGUUUUUUAAGAAAUAUACAAGUUUAGUGGAACUAAAAAUAUAAAUAUCCUGGAUAUUAAUAUAGAGAAACAUUCUAGUAAAUCAUUGUAACAUCGUUUGGCAUUCCUGAGGUGGAACCUGAAGAUUUAUUUUGUAUUUCUGUAUUCCAACACCUUAAGCUCCUUUUUCUUGAACUUUUUUUGUGGAAAUUUUAUGUUUGGAAAGAGUCAUCCCUAAACUGGAUUCCUUGCUGCAUGUCACUUGCUACAUGCGUUUUGGUGCUGAUUUUUUCUCUUUCUUAGUUUAUGAAAUUUUGUUGUAGAUGGCUUAGUGCAUGUGGAAGACUAAAAACCAAGUACUGUUGGUUUAAUAAAAUUCAAAAAUGAGUAUUUCUUAGAUCCCUACUGUGUAGAAGUUACUAUACUAGGCCUGAAUGUUACAAAGACCAAAGAAAAAAACCCCAAGUCUCUGCUUUCAAGGUUCUUUAAUUCUACUGGUUUGAAGUUCAGUUGUUAAGCAAAGUCGGAAAAUCCCAAGAGAAGUGGUCUCUUUUAUUAGGUAGAAUGAAGAUGGGAGAAAUUGUGACACCUUCAGAAAAAGUGAUUGAUGGCUCCCCAUUCCUCUGUUCCAUCAGGAAUGCCACCUGUUCUUGGGAAUUGAAAGAAAGGAAGGGCUUAAAGGACUUUGUAUUUUUUGAAAUUGCAGUAUAAACUGUUGUUUCCCCUCUUUGCCUGGAGCCAGGAACCUUCUUUAGAUAUUAGCUGGCAGGAUUGGGAAAUACGUUCCUGAUCAGUAUGUGUGGACAAAGUGUUUUGCUGCAGCUGGUAGCAUGAGUGGUGGCCACCAGCUGCAGCUGGCUGCCCUCUGGCCCUGGCUGCUGAUGGCUACCCUGCAGGCAGGCCUUGGACAUACAGGGCUGGUACUGGCAGCAGCGGUGGAGUCAGAACGAUCUGCAGAGCAGAAAGCUGUUAUCAGAGUGAUUCCUUUGAAAGUGGACCCCACAGGAAGACUGAACCUCACACUGGAAGGAGUGUUUGCUGGUGUUGCUGAGAUUACUCCAGCUGAAGGAAAACUGAUGCAGUCCCAUCCUCUUUACCUAUGCAACGCCAGUGAUGAUGAUAACCUGGAACCUGGUUUCAUAAGCAUUGUCAAGCUGGAGAGUCCAAGGAGAGCCCCCCGACCCUGUCUAUCAUUGGCCAGCAAGGCCCGAAUGGCAGGUGAGAGAGGAGCAAGUGCUGUCCUCUUUGACAUCACUGAGGACCGUGCAGCUGCUGAACAGCUGCAGCAGCCUCUGGGACUGAGGUGGCCAGUGGUGUUGAUUUGGGAUAAGGAUGCUGAGAAGUUGAUGGAGUUUGUGUAUAAGAACCAAAAGGCCCAUGUGCGAAUUGAGCUGAAGGAGCCCCCAGCUUGGCCAGAUUAUGACGUGUGGAUACUACUCACUGUGGUGGGCAUCAUCUUUGUGGUCAUUCUUGCUUCUGUGCUGCGGAUCCGAUGCCGCCCUCGCCACAGGCCGGAGCCCUUGCAACAACGAACAGCUUGGGCUAUCAGCCAGUUGGCUACUCGAAGGUACAAGACUAAUUGCAGACAACUCCAAUCCCAGUGGUCUAACUCGGGGAGCAGCUGCAGUUCUGCACCCAUCUGUGCAAUCUGCUUAGAAGAGUUUACAGAUGGGCAGGAGCUGCGGGUUAUUUCUUGUCGCCAUGAAUUCCACCGUACCUGUGUAGACCCUUGGCUGCAUCAGCACCAGACCUGCCCACUCUGCAUGUUCAACAUCAUAGAGGGAGAUCGAUUUUCUCAGUCCUCAAGGCCCUCACGUCCAUAUCAAGAACCUGGCAGAAGACUCCAUCUCAUUCGCCAACAUCCUGGUCAUGCCCAUUACCAUCUCCCCGCCGCAUACUUGCAGGGCAUUUCGCAGACUCCAGUAGCCCAAGUCCCUCGACCUGGCCCCUUCUUAGCCUCCAUGGAGCGCGGUUCUUGGUCUCAUCGCCCACCCAGAACCUUGCGACUUGGACAUGCAUGCACUCAGCCUCGCUCAGCGGCUACUCCACAUCCCCAUGCUGCUAGCUGGAGACUGGGCCACCUCGGAGCUUGUUCUGGGCAGCACCCAUCAGCUUGCUCAGCUUCCCCACGAUGGGCAAGGCCACAUGACAGCAGUGGAUCAGGGGAGAGCUAUCAUACAGAGAGAAGUGGCUAUCUGGCAGAUGGACCAGCCAGUGACUCUAGUUCUGGGCCCUGCCAUGGUUCUUCCAGUGACUCAGUGGUCAAUUGCACAGACAUUAGCCUUCAGGGCAUCCAUGGUAGCAGCUCUACCUUCCGAAGUUCCCUUAGUGACUUUGACCCCUUGGUAUACUGCAGCCCUGAGGGUGAAACCCGGGAGGAGGUGCAGCCCAGCAUAGGUUAUCGGCCCCGCUCUCUGGACUCAGUGAUGCCAAAAGCGGAUGUCCAGAUGUCCAGUCACAUCCACUACCAUAAGCACCGGCACCAUCAUUACAAAAAACGCUUCCAGUGGCAUGGCAGGAAAGCUAGCCCAGAAAAUGGAUUAUCCCAGCUCAGACUUGGAGCUUCCCGGACAGAACCCCAAUCAGAGCCACUACCUCUUGUCCAAAAAGUCCCCAAAUCUAUUCCCCCAUCCCCAUCUAGGCAGCUCUCUUAUCCAAGGCCUCAGGCCCUCACAGAGUUACACUAUGGCCCUGAAGAAAACUCUGGCCCCAGCCCUGCUCACCUUUCUAACCCUUUAGGAUUACAGAGAUCUGGUGUCUUGACACGACAUCAGCAAAGGAGACGGAGGGGGCUCCCCGAGCCAGUCUCUGUCACCCAACCCCAGGAUGUUCCUGUGAUCCCUAACUUGCAAGCCCUUCCCCAUAAUGAUUCUAACUUAACGUACCCCUGGCCUCGAGAAGCCCACCCAUUAAUCCCUGGACCUUUGGGCCUGGAUACAAGGCUGCUAUCAGAUACUUCAGGACCCUGUUAUUCAAGCUCACAGCCUGUGUGGCUGUGCCUCACACAUUGCCACCCACUGAGUCCUUGUCCACCUGAGGAGAGACCCAUUGAAUGGAAUCCUGGUGUCCCAGAUGACAGGCCAUGUCCUUACCCACAUUGCCAGGCGCUAACAGCCCAGCCCGGUCCAGAGGAGGAGAUUGAAGAGCUGUGUGAACAAGCAGUGUGAGAUGGGACAGGCUCCAGCUCAAGGCCUCCAAAAACAAUGUGCCCUGGAUGACUUGGCACCUAGCCCAGCUCCAAAUCCCUGCUUCCCUCCCCCUUGAAGAGAAGAAAGGGACUCAGUGAACACCCUUUCUUUGGCUGUACUGAAACAAGU
Messenger RNA from Sarcophilus harrisii (Tasmanian devil), 5630 nucleotides. RefSeq names its product ring finger protein 43 (gene RNF43). Gene Ontology annotation, biological process: ubiquitin-dependent protein catabolic process; Wnt receptor catabolic process. Lineage: Eukaryota; Metazoa; Chordata; Mammalia; Dasyuromorphia; Dasyuridae. Gene Ontology annotation, molecular function: ubiquitin protein ligase activity; frizzled binding. The transcript has 9 exons. The record is from RefSeq and is a predicted model, not a curated record. The coding region runs from base 3144 to 5480 and encodes 778 amino acids.